Rhizophagus irregularis DAOM 181602=DAOM 197198 is the source of this 1013-nucleotide messenger RNA. The record is from RefSeq and is a predicted model, not a curated record. NCBI's taxonomy places the organism in Eukaryota, Fungi, Glomeromycota, Glomeromycetes, Glomerales, Glomeraceae.
CUCACGAACGAUUUCUUUCACGGUGAUGUUAUCAAGACUAAAAAAAGAUUUUAACGCAAAUUUUUUUUCUGAAUUUUUCCAAUUUGCACGAUAUACCUUUCCAAAACCUCCGGUACCAAUAUGUUGAAUAUUAUUAAAUUGCUGGUAUUCAUAAUAUUUAAAAUAUUCUUUAUCAACAGCUUCCUCAAUCCAAUUGACCCAUUCAUUUGUAUACUCGGUAUCUUGCAUUUUGAUAUUAUCGAACGUUAUUGAACGUAUUGAAUAAUGAUAAGUUUAAUAACAGUGAAGUUAGAAAAAAAUGAAAAGUAAAGAAUUAUUAAAGUUUAUUGUGUAUGCCUAUUUUAUAUAUUUUUUUCUCCGAUGAUAGUCGUACAAGCGUACAGCGUGAUCCAAAACCAGUAACCAUGGCACCACAAUACCGCAGUAACGAAGUAAUGAUAGUGUUUUUAUUAAAGUAUCACAAACCACAUAAUUAUUUUCAGCAUAUUUUAUUUACUCUAAAAUUGUGGAAGCAGCGAUUGACAGAAGGAAACAUUGCUAGAAUAUGGAGUGUACGUAAUUUCAAGACAGUUUUUAGAGAAAUAGAAACGGAAAGAAGGAAAGAAGACAUCAACAAAAAAGCAGGGACGGUCAUUUCAUCCACGGUUCUUUAUACAUCACAAAUUUCUACACCACGAACGCCUCAAAAUAGAACAUAUGUAGGGUUAGACAAAAUCGCUACAAGUAGAAAUAAAAACAAAGAUAUAACAGAAGAUAAAUCGAUUGACGAAGAUGAAGUAGUGGAUCUGAUCAAAAAAUGGAGAGUAGGAGAAGAAGAAGAAUCAGAAUUAGAUGAAGUUAAAAAAGCGGAAAUCGCACUCAUGAAUUCUUUGAUAGAAGAUGAUGCCACGUACUCGUUGAAACGGGAUAACAUUGCACCAGACGAAGAUGUUGAGGUUAUAAAUAAAUAUCAGACGGACGAAAAAAUAAAGUACAAACGAUUUAAAAACUCAGGCAACAACGAUGAGAGUUAA